AUGAAGUCCGGCUACACCUUUGUCCUCGCCGCCGCCGUCGCGGCACUCUGCGGCACGGCCUUUGCCAUCGAAGGCGGCACCUGCGACGUCUACACCCAAAAGUGCACCGCGUACGUCACCGAGCCCGUCGGCCGGGACAGGACCGGCAGGACCCAGUACGCCGUCGUGCCCAAGUACUACAGCUGCAGCUCCAGCGCGAGGUGCACGCGGGACGGGAACCACUGCGACAUCAACGCGGGCACCAACAGCGCCGUUUGCCGGUAA
Molecule: messenger RNA, 264 nt
Organism: Purpureocillium lilacinum
Lineage: Eukaryota; Fungi; Ascomycota; Sordariomycetes; Hypocreales; Ophiocordycipitaceae
Source: RefSeq, a predicted model, not a curated record